Messenger RNA from Strongylocentrotus purpuratus (purple sea urchin), 2637 nucleotides. RefSeq names its product P-selectin-like. The transcript has 10 exons. The coding region runs from base 1 to 1671 and encodes 556 amino acids. Lineage: Eukaryota; Metazoa; Echinodermata; Echinoidea; Camarodonta; Strongylocentrotidae. The record is from RefSeq and is a predicted model, not a curated record.
AUGAACUUUCCGGAGAAGUGCAGUGCCCCUUACGUUCCAAGAUAUGCAUCCAUUCAAGGCCUGCAACUGAAUUAUGACUAUGGUGACAGCAUUACCGUGACAUGUGACAAUAGCAGUGAUCGGUUUAACCUUCAGUGUGACACGAAAGGUCGAUGGAACGGACAUGUAGUGUCAUGUCCUGUACCUACCCCAGCCCCUACACGAUGCACUAGUCCAUAUAUCCCAAAGUAUGCAUCAGCUGAAAACAUACGUUUAGUCUACAGCAUCGGUGAGAGUGUAACAAUCACCUGUGACGGCAGAACAGACGGGUCGUAUACCCUUAGGUGCAACUCAGAUGGGUUUUGGACGGGUAGUGUACUUUCUUGCACACAGCCGAUAGAAGUUCCGGAGAAGUGCAGCGCCCCUUACGUUCCGAGAUAUGCAACCAUUCAACACUUGCAACUGAAUUAUGACUAUGGUGACAGUAUUUCUGUGACAUGUGAUAAUAGCAGUGAUCGGUUUACCCUUUGGUGUGACACGAAAGCCCAAUGGAGUGGCCAGGAAGUUUCUUGCCCCGUACCUACCCCAGCUCCAUCUCAAUGCAGUGCUCCUGUUAUUCCAAGACAUUCUACCAUUGCAUUCUACCGAAUAACCUACAACUCAAGUGAUGACGUGAUUGUAACUUGUGAUGCAAGCAACGAUCGUUUUACCCUUCACUGUAACAACAGUGGAAUGUGGAGUGGACCGGAAAUGUCUUGCCGAGAACCAGCCAAACCUCCAACACUGUGCAGUGCACCUUAUAUUCCGAGAUAUUCUUCGAUUGAAAGUCAUCAUUUGAACUACAAUUACGAUGACACAGUGACAGUGACAUGUGACACAAACAAUGAUCAAUUUAUCUUGCGGUGUCAGGCAAGUGGAUUAUGGGAUGGCCCUGAUAUAUCUUGUGCAGCACCGACAUUGCCAGCUUCAUUUCCUCCAUCACAUGCCUCCUGCAGUGCACCAGCAGUGCCUAUUGAUUCAACCAUUCAGAAUCUUCGUCUCUCAUACAAAGACGGUGACAGGAUGAACGUGACAUGUAACGUGGGUUCUGAUUGGUUCGACGUGUCAUGUGACGAUGGAAUAUGGAUAGGCCAAAACAUAGUUUGCCCUGACCCUCCCAAAGAAUGCAAUCCACCAAUCAUCCCCGUCGUCUCAUUCAUUGGAAAUGUUAAGCCUCGCUACAAGAUCGGUGACCAAGUUAACAUCACAUGUAACGAUGACUCUGAUUGGUUCGCUUGGGAGUGUCACACAGAUGGCUUGUGGCGUGGGAAUUCUGUCCAGUGCUCUACUGAUUGUCCACAGCCCGGAGAAAGAAAACCUGCAUUCCCAGAGCGCAUUGCAUAUUCUAGUAGUGAGCAAAAGGGAAGGGAUUACUUUAUCACCGGUCUUCUGGUUACAGCUGUCAUCUUAUUCAUCCUUGUUCUGAUGUGUAUGGCGGCGUUUGUUAUCUUCGUGAGAAAUCGUGGCUAUGAUUUAGCAACAUCAUCGAAAGACACUCUUCAAGAUGAGAAGGGAUCCAGAGGCCCUCUUCCGGACGUUCCUGACGGUUAUGCCAAGUACAUUGGAGGUGACCAGUCACUCUAUGUCGAACCAUACCUCAAACAAAAUGGAGAUCCCAUUCGGAGCUAUGAAGUCUACGAAAAACCAACUUGAAUAAAUUACUACCAGUUUUAGAUUCGAUGAGCACUUCAUAUAGGAAAACUCGACUCUUGUUUAUUAGCCUUUUUAUAUAAAUAUGCUGUUAUAUUUUGUGUUGUUGUUUUAUUCUCAUAAAUUUUGAUUAAUCUUUCCUUCAAAUGUUAGAAGUUAUUUAACGCAGUCAUUCCCUGUUUCUUGAUAAUUUACACGAAUAUUCACUAUAUGAAAAUGACAUACCAUUAAUAUCCCUCUUCUUUCUCAUAAUGCAUUAAUUGUUGUCUUGGAAUCCACUGAAUCCACUAAAUAUCAUUGUAUUGUGAUAACGAAUUCACGUUUCUGUGAAUUUUUUGCAUACUUUUUCAAGUAAAAAUAUGAAAAUACCACUAUCUCUUGAAUAUCCUAUGUUUAUUAUUGAAAUAAGUUUAAGACGAGGUUAAACCAGUUUUGCUUUAAGUACAUUGUAGGAGAGGUGUACAUUAAGAUGAAACACGCAUUUAUUAGUUUUAUCUGAAUUUAAAUCUAAAUUUAAAACAAAAACACAUCCGUUAUAAUAACAGUACAUAUGAACAAUCAUACAAUGCAAAGAAUAAUACUGAUGAAUGUCUACAUAACAGAAAAGUAAUGUUGAUUAAACAGUAAUGGUUUUAAAUACGAUUUUAGGCAUAUAUCUGCAUACUAUUACAUACACAAAAUAUAUACACGUAAAUAUGUGUAUUACUAAUAUUCAGAUGAAGUUGGUAAUGGGAACUAUAUGUUGGCACAGGUGCUGCUCGAGCCCAGUUCCAAACUUUGGGAAGAUUUCUUUUUUAAAUGUGUUUGUACAUAUGAAUUUAAAUCUUGUUUGUGUUUUAUUUACAUAGAUAGACAAAUAAUAAUAGAGCAUCAUGUAACCUGUUUACUUUUCUAAAAGAAAAGAAAGAAAAACGCACAAAUUUAAGAGCUAAAGCAUUAUAAUGAAAGAUAACAAAUGUUUGAACAAAU